CAGACUCUCGCCAUUUGGGGACUCUCCAACUUCUCUCUCUCUUAUCUCUCUCUACCCCUUUUCCAUACCCCUCUCUCUAUAUUUAGCAACAUUUUUCCUCUCCUCGUUGUCCUCGUCUUUUCAUAUUCCCUAUAUAAUAACACCGCCAACCCACCGUCUCCGCCCCUCCACCGCAACUCCUCCUUCACCGCCACCGCCCGGUCUGAACCCUUGUAUCUGUACAUAGAUAAAGAAAGAAAGAAACAUAGAGAGGGGGGAGGGCGUGAUUUGGUAUCUGUACAUAGAAUAGAGAUUUGGAAGCUGUGGGUCUGUUUGUUUUCUUGAUUUAGCAUCCAUAGAAAACAUGGGCAGAGGAAAGAUUGAUAUAAAGUUAAUCGAGAAUGUGAAUAAUAGGCAGGUGACUUUUUCGAAGAGACGGGCUGGUCUUCUCAAGAAGGCUCAGGAGCUUUCCAUUCUCUGUGAUGCAGAGGUUGCUGUUAUCAUCUUCUCCAGUACGGAUAAGCUUUUUGAGUACUCCAGCACAAGCAUGGCGCACACAUUGUCAAGGUACAAGAAAUGCGUGGCUUCUAAAGAUACAACUGUUGCUGCAGAGAAGAAGCCAACGGUAGAGCGCAGGGAAGUGGUAGCUUUGAACAAUGAAAUCUCAGAGCUUAAAUCAAAGCAGAUUGAACUUGGAUGUAAUAUUAGGCAGUUGUUGGGUAAGGAUCUUACUGGUAUGGGCUUGUACGAAUUAAGGCAACUUGAGCAUAAACUAGAUGCAGCACUCUUAGCUAUAAAGGGAAGAAAGGAACAAUUACUGCUGGAACAACUAGAACACUCGAGAAAACAGGAGGAGCUGGCUCAGCAGGAGAAUGAGAUUUUGCGCAGAGAGAUAGAAGAGUUAAGAGGAUUACACCCAUCAGUUCUGAGUGCAGCAACCCCCCCUACUUUUUAUCUUGAAUAUCAUCCUACUGCACAAAGAACUUGUUCAUCUAGCAAAGAUGGCGCUGAGAGUCAAACAGCAUGUGAUGGUGAUUUGGUGGAAGAGGUUUCCGAUACUACCUUACAGUUAGCACCUCCAGAUGGUUCUGGUAGAAAGAGGAAGACGCCUGAACUGGAAACUCGUUCCUGCAAUUCUGAGAACAAUUUGCUCAAGUGACAAUAUGGCUAAAUGUUGAUGCUCUUUUUUAAAUUAUAAGAACAUGGGGGUCGGGCAGACAACAUUAUUCAACGGUGGCGUAAACCGUUAUAGAUUAGCAGUCAAAGCCCACCAGUGUUCUAACAUAUAUUAAAAUGGACUAGACUGAGACUGCCUUUAGGGGCGAUAGGACCCUGGCUGUCGUUGAUAUCUCUUUACCAUAAGUAUACUUUUUAUUUAUUUUGCUUUUUGAGUGACCCAUGGGAUUAGAGAUAUCUCAUUAGAUCCAUUUGUGUUCUUGAUAAAGAUGUGCCUCUCUGUUUUCUGUUUUUCUUGCUUCCAACCACGGGCAGUCAUGUGCUGGAGACAAAUUCCCUUUCAAAUCAGAAUGUCGGAAGCAAGGUGCCGAAGAUUGCAUGCAUCAUGGGAGUAUGCUAGUCGACACGGAAUAGCAAGUAAAGAUGCCUCGUCCAUAUAUGGUUAACUUGUAGUAUCAUUGGCCUAUUAUUGAAGGGGUUGAUUAAUUGCAGUUUGGUAUAAUCGGUAAGGAACCAUCAUUUCCCAAUUAUUUGUGUUUCCUUAUUUGAGUUUUUUCACUUCUAUUGUUUAAGCUUCUAAAUAACAUAAAAAGUACACAUGCACCCAAUAUAUAGUUUAUAGCUAUUCACAAAUGAAAUCACAAGAAUCUCUAUUGUUUGGAGAAUUUAAGUUCUAGAAGUACGUACCUUAGAGUUCAUAGUUGGUUCAGAAGUACUUUAGGAUACAAAAAUUGUUUUUUUGGAGUCGAGAGAUAUUGAAAUAAAAUAUCAACCAUGGUGGAUUGGCCGCAACUUACUUCACUCACGCAAUUGUGGGAAAAUUUCGAUUUAUCGGGUUUUUAUAGGACAUUGUACACCAAUGUGCUCUAUUGCAACACCAUUAUACAAUGUUAAAAGAUGGUCUCCUCUCGUCACUAGAGACAAUGCCUUUUUGUUCAUUGAAAGAAGCAAUAGCACAAGUUCUGGUCUUAUGGUUGUCAUAUUUCUCUCGACCUUUCAUCUUGGAAAUUGACGCUCCAUCUCAGGGGCAAGGUGUGGUACACAUGCUAGAGGAACACCCACUUGCUUUUUUAAUACUAGUCAUAAAAUAAGCCCUUAGUUAUAAGAAGCUUCCUCACAUGUGUGUGAACGUUAUGCUAUUAUAGACUAGAGUACUCCGUACCAAUUUGUUGUAGAAAGAGAGGUUCAACAAACACGUGGCAGAUGCUCCUUGAUGAUAUGAGGAACUCGAUUCUCAAGCUGAGGAACCAUCUUCCCAUUUCAUGGCUUUGUGAGCUCCUCCCAACACUGUUGGAUAUAAUCAAGUUCGAGAACUCCCAACAACCACAUCUCAUAGCCAUGCAUACACAAAUUCAAACUCUUAUAUGCGUUCCAUUCAACAACAAUGUCUAUAGUCAUUGUUUGCUUCAUUAAAGCGAUUCAUGAUGUUCAUUGCAAUAGUGCUUAAAUUACAUGGCCCUCCAUCCUCCAUUAUCACCAACCGUAAUAAAAUAUUCUUGAUCAAUUUUUGGAAAGUACUAUCCUACUUAAGUGGAACAAUGCUUCACCAUAGCAAUUGUCACCCAUAAAUGGAUUACUAAGUCGAAGUUAUGAAUUGAGUAGUAGAACAAUACUUAUGCAAUCUUACACUUGCUUGGCCAUAAAAAAUGGAGGAAUUACAUAUGUUAGGUUGGGUGUGGUUUCAACACUAGCUCACUUCAUGAAAGUCCCAAGAAAACGCCACUUCGAGGCAUAUAUCAGUGCUCCCAUCCUAUAACCUCAGCUUGCACACCCAAGUUUACAAAAGCACAUAUAGUGUAUGAGUACAUUAAAGAUUGCCAUCGCCUACCCAAAAC
Messenger RNA from Cuscuta epithymum, 2990 nucleotides. NCBI's taxonomy places the organism in Eukaryota, Viridiplantae, Streptophyta, Magnoliopsida, Solanales, Convolvulaceae. The record is from the annotation of a GenBank genome assembly.